This is a messenger RNA of Ceratina calcarata, 2954 nucleotides long. RefSeq lists its product as uncharacterized. The record is from RefSeq and is a predicted model, not a curated record. The coding region runs from base 352 to 2172 and encodes 606 amino acids. The transcript has 7 exons. NCBI's taxonomy places the organism in Eukaryota, Metazoa, Arthropoda, Insecta, Hymenoptera, Apidae.
ACCGACGCCAUCUAACGUCUGGCAUUCCUGUUUUUUUCGUGCGGGUAAAAUCACGGCUUUCUAUAGCGCGCAACGCAAGCCUUUAUCGUUUUUGUUUUGUAGAAUUUGCCAAGUUAAAUGGUAAUCAUUGAUAAAUCUACUAUGCCACGCGUAUACCGGAUGAAAUGUUAGCCGAGGAGAAACGUUCGUGUGCCGACGAAAGUAUGCGGGAAAAUGAGUUAACCGUGUGUUAAACGCGCAGUGGUCAACUAUCCAGUGGAAGUUUAGCAAAGGGAUAUAUAUCCGUACUCAGGACUUGAUAACGUCGAGUUUUUUAUAAGUAUUUAGAAAGACGUAUUUAAUCAGUGAAAAAUGAGUGCAUCGGCCUUGAAGUCAACGAUACCUGGAGUAGGUACCUCUCCAACAUCUACCAGUCAUUCUAUUCUCCCUAUGAAUGCAAUGGCACAGAAAGUAGUGUCAGGAUCAGAACCAGGAUCUAUGAAACCGUUACCAGCAACUGGAUUAAGUUACGUUACAUUACAACCACCCAGUCAGCCUUUGAGCUUGGUACAAGAUCAUAGACCCUCCGUCUAUCAAACGCCACCUUAUGCAAGCAGCAAUUCUGAAAAGGAAUCAGACUUGGAUAAAUUAAUACCAAACGGUGUAGAGAUUAUAAAAACAGAGACAGAGCAAACUAUGCCUGUUACUAUCAAGCAAAGUGAAUCUAACAGAAAUAAUAACUUAAGUCCAGACAAUGCUACGCAAGAUUCACAAAAGGAAAUCCAAGUAGAGCAAGAGAUGGUACCCACUAAUCUCGAAAUACCUGCUAUAUGUCAACAACUACAAAACAAAGUUGAAGAGAAGAAGUCUCCUGUAAAUAAUAGUUCGAAGGAAACUGAUUCAGUUCCAACUAACACGACGUUGCAAACAAAACUGACAUCACAUAAAGUGGAAGAAGUAUCGGUGAAAUCUGAGAGUCAGAAGUCAAAAGCCACAACUCAGAGCACGAAAGCUGCAGAUAGUCCUGCAGUGGUGCAAACAAAUAAUCCGCCGAAGGUUGAGACGAAGGUUACUGGUUCACCAAAAGCAAGUAAGAGGAAGUCCAGAGAAUUAAAAGAUUUGAAAGGAGUAUCAACAACUUCGGAUGGAGCGAGCAAGCCAAAAAGAAAUCGAAUCCAAACACAGCCCUAUCAGAGUCCAUUACCGGAAAUUGCACUACUCGUGAAAAAUUUAAACAAGCCUCCACCAUCAAAAGCUCCUGACGACAAACUUAUAGUGUUUUACAAAAAUGAAUUUUUGGCUGUGAGAAAUGCGGAAGGGAGCUUUUAUGUAUGUCAAGCAAUGCAGAAUAUAUACAAAUCAAGUAGGCGAAUUCGUAUACGUUGGCUUUCCCAAGAUAAAAACAAUGGCGAAAUAUAUUCUCCAGAUUUUUAUGAUUGCAUAGAUUUUGAUUGUAUAUUGACGAACCUGAAUUUGAACAAGAUUGAUAAAAACAAAUUUCAGUUAACAAAGAUAGAAUUAUUACGUACAGAAAAUAUUUUGAAAAGAGCAAUUGAUGUCGAGGCUGGUGUAUCUGAGAAACCUCGUGUGACGGAAGAACACCCAGAUGGACUUGACCUUUCACUUUACAAAGAUGAGUCACAGUUAAUGAAAAAACAAAGUCACAACUCGCACAAACAGAAGCAAAGUUUACGUAAGAAAUCAAAACGAAUUGAAAGCUCUUCCGAGGAUGACGGUACCGAGGACGAAUCGGGAAAGAAAUCACCAAAAUCGAGUCGUUCUAGAAAGCGAUCGGUUAAUAAAACAUUGGCAAUCGUAAAAUCUGUUGCGAAGGGAUCCAGUAGAGCAGAAAGAGCACUAAACAGAAAUACAAAAACUUCUGGUCCUGAAGCCGGUACAGCUACCAACACCACUGCGACUACUACUACUACCACCACAGUAGCCACGUCCGUCACGGCAACAGGCACAAGUAAAAGUAAUACUGAGGUUAAAAAAAAUGAGAAUAAAAAAAACGUGAAACAGCAGAAUAAUAACGACACGAGUGGAGUGCAAAGGACGAAACUGCGUGCAUCAGCACAGAACACGCAACAAAGUAACAAGACAGCAGGACGUCCAAAGCGUACGGCAGCGACCGCGGGUACUGCAUCGACCGAGGAACCAGCCCCACGAAAAAAGCCACGCGGGCGAGCAUAAAAUUAACGUAAUUUACAUGUAUUUCUUAUACUACAUUUAGCAAGGAAUCUGCACCGUAGGCAAUAUGUACACGUAGUACACUCUUUAAAAAUUGCGAUCGAUUUUUAAUGUAAUAUAUAUGAUCUCAAGAUUCUUAUAUCUCUAUCAGAUGCUGCAUUAUAUUAUAGUCCAACAAAUGUGGGAUCAAUGAUUUAUAUAAACUGCGCUACAAGUCGCAUUUAAACGGAAAAAAGACUCAGAGAAUUGUAAGAGUGAUUUGUGAUAUCAUAAAAAAAAAUGUACAUAUCGUCUACGUUUCAGAUUCUUACAGGUGAAAGAAAGUCACGUAACGCGUAUGAAGAACGGUACCUUGGUUGAGUAAUAACUAUCUACAGGGUGUCACAUGCUAACGCACUCUUGCAAUAGUCUAUUUUUGAUGUUGUGAAUGAACUGUACGUGAUUCAGUUGAGUUUAAUUGUACACUUUCCAUUGGAUAUUAUAGCUAUGUACAAAUAUAUAUGUCUGGGGCUUGUAAUGUACUCUAUUGGAGAGAUGAAGAAGAGCACAAAGGGGAAUAGAGUACUGGAGAACAAUCUGUGAAUUAUCGAUCUCUAAUGUAUGGAUCGGUAGAUUUAGAAGUACAAUAUCUGUACAUUAUGCUGAAUCCUUGCUGUUUAAAAACUACAAGUUGGUCCAGCGCCUAUAUUAAAGACAGGCAGAGAAGAAAAAAGUGCCCUCAAUUGUAAAUCCUUGUCCUGUUGUUGAAUCUAUAGAUUCAUGAGAAAAAAAAAGAAGAAAGAUGA